Molecule: messenger RNA, 888 nt
Organism: Agrilus planipennis (emerald ash borer)
Lineage: Eukaryota; Metazoa; Arthropoda; Insecta; Coleoptera; Buprestidae
Product: farnesol dehydrogenase-like
Exons: 4
Coding region: 16-774 (252 amino acids)
Molecular function (GO): oxidoreductase activity
Source: RefSeq, a predicted model, not a curated record
CAGUGUUUCGGUAGAAUGGAACGUUGGGUAGGAAAAGUGGCUGUUGUCACUGGGGCUAAUGCCGGAAUAGGAGCUGCAAUAGUCGCAGCACUGGUCAGCGAGGGUUUAGUUGUUGCAGGAUUUGAUAGAAGAAUCGAAAGAAUCGAAGAACUCGCGAAAAAAUUAGAAGCACCUAAAGCUAAGGGGAAGCUUCAUGCAGUCAAAGUGGACAUGACGAAAGAAAACGAAAUAAUCGAUGGGUUCAACUGGGUUAAAAAAAAUCUGGGGUCAAUACACGUCCUUGUAAAUAAUGCAGGAGUUGGAAGAUACGGCGAAUUGAUUGAUAGCGAUACACAGAUGUGGAAGGACAUAUUUGACACGAACGUGAUAGGAUUGAGUAUAGCAACAAGGGAAGCUGUUAAAGACAUGAGAGCUAACAAUGUAGACGGUCAUAUCAUUCACAUUAACAGUAUUGUGGGUCAUCAGGUGUUAAACUUUCCUAGCGCUAACGCUUAUCCUGCCAGCAAGUUUGCUGUAACAGCCUUAAGUGAAACAUUGAGGCAUGAGUUUAUCCAAAACAAAUUAAAAAUUAAAAUAACAAGUCUGAGUCCAGGAUACGUGAAAACUGAGUUUGCUGAAGCAGGAGGUUUAGUAAUCGAGCCUGAUUCGCCCUUCUUAAAGGCGGAAGGUUUAAAUGCUGAAGAUAUAGCAAAUAGCGUUUUGUACGUCCUAGGUACCCCUCCUCACGUACAAAUUCAAGAAUUGACAAUUCGUCCGGUUGGUGACCAAUAUUAGUUAGUUUCGUCCUUGACGUUCAGCUGGUAACAACUUUCAAUGGUCAACAUGCUUUUAUUGUACAUUAUUAGUUGUAAAUAAGGAAAUAAUCAAAAAUUAAAAACUCGCAUUUUA